GGGGCGGUGGGGGAGCUUUUCGAGGCAGAUGAGUCUCCUUUGAAUGCUCCUCGAUUGCCUUCUGUAAUUAGUUUUAGACCCAAUCAAAGCAUCCAAUACAAACACAACAGACGCAAAGAAGGAAAGUUACGGAAGGAAAGAUAACCCAGCAAAAUCGAAUAAUCGAACGAGACAAAGUUUAAGGCAGCAGAAGAAAGGAGGUGGGAGAAAGGUCUUUCAACUGUACGGCAGCCGAACAACAAACCUCCGGACUCCGGAGUGGAAGUAGUUUAGCCUUUCCUUCAUUGGCUGCUUCAUCUCUCUUCUCUGAAAAGUUCACGGACACGGGUUAUCAGGGAUCAUAACUAUUAAAAAGAUCUCAUAUGUAAUUGUUCUUUUCUUUUCUUGUACUUUUUUUUUUUCAUCUCAAAUUGAUAAGCAGAAAGUGGGUGAAGCGGGAAUCGGACAAGCUCUCAAAUGGCGAAGGAGUACAGUGGAUCUCCUAAGCUUCAUCAGCUUGAAUCAAAGAGGAAGCGUCUCACAUGGGUGUUAGGCGUCAGUGGCCUCUGCGUGUUGUUCUAUGUUUUGGGAGCUUGGCAGAAUACGACUUCCCCGCCGUCCAACCGAUCUGAGGUUUACAACAGAGUCGGAUGCGAUGUUGGUUCCACAGCAGCUGGCAAAACCCAUUCGUCCAUGCUCCCAUCGUCAUCGUCAUCGUCAUCAUCAUCUUCCACCACCUCUCUCGACUUCAUGGCCCAUCACCAGGUGGAGAUCAACGAUACCGGCAGCAGUACCCAGGAAUUCCCAGCUUGCGACAUGUCCUACAGUGAGUACACUCCCUGUCAAGAUCCGAGGAGAGCAAGGAAAUUCGAUAGGAACUUGCUGAUAUACAGAGAGCGGCAUUGCCCCACCAAAGACGAACAACUACUCUGCUUGAUACCUGCUCCACCCAAGUAUAAGAACCCUUUCAAAUGGCCGCAGAGUAGGGACUACGCCUGGUAUGAUAACAUCCCCCACAGAGAGCUCAGCAUUGAAAAGGCCGUACAGAACUGGAUCCAAGUCGAGGGCGAUAGGUUCAGGUUCCCCGGUGGAGGUACGAUGUUCCCGCGAGGAGCUGAUGCUUAUAUCGACGACUUAAACGAGCUCAUCCCCCUGACAAGUGGAACAAUCAGGACCGCCAUCGAUACAGGCUGUGGAGUUGCAAGCUGGGGUGCUUACCUGCUUAAGAGGGACAUCCUGACAAUGUCGUUUGCACCAAGAGAUACACAUGAGGCACAGGUGCAGUUUGCACUGGAACGAGGAGUUCCAGCCAUGAUUGGCGUCAUGGCAUCCCAGCGUAUCCCUUACCCUGCAAGAGCUUUUGAUAUGGCCCAUUGUUCACGCUGCUUGAUUCCCUGGCAUAAAUAUGAUGGGCUUUAUCUAAUUGAGGUGGACAGAGUUCUGAGGCCUGGUGGCUACUGGAUUCUAUCUGGUCCCCCUAUUCGCUGGAAGAAAUACUGGAGAGGGUGGGAGAGAACCCAAGAAGAUCUUAAACAAGAACAAGAUGCAAUUGAGGAUGUUGCGAAGCAACUUUGUUGGAAUAAAUUGAUAGAGAAGGACGAUCUGGCUAUUUGGCAAAAACCCAUCAACCAUAUCGAGUGUGUUAAGAGCAAGAAGCUUUAUAAAACACCUCACAUCUGCAAAUCAGAUGAUCCUGAUGCUGCCUGGUACAAAAAGAUGGAAACUUGCAUAACCCCGCUUCCAGAGGUAAGCAGCUCAGAUGAGGUUGCAGGUAGAUCAUUGGAAAAAUGGCCGGAUCGUGCUUUUGCUGUUCCUCCUAGAAUAAGUAGCGGGUCAAUCCUUGGCCUCACAGUUGAGAAAUUUCGAGAGAAUAAUGAGAUGUGGAAGGACAGAGUGGCGCAUUACAAACGGAUUAUUAGCCCCCUAGCUCAAGGAAGAUACAGGAACAUAAUGGACAUGAACGCAUAUCUUGGUGGAUUUGCAGCAGCCCUCACAAAAUAUCCAGUAUGGGUCAUGAAUGUGGUCCCUGCUAGUUCCAAUCAAGAUACUCUGGGUGUGAUCUAUGAGCGGGGUUUCAUUGGAACAUACCAGGAUUGGUGUGAAGCUUUCUCUACAUAUCCAAGAACCUAUGAUCUCAUCCAUGCUGAUGGAGUGUUUAGUAUCUAUCAGGACAGGUGCAACAUCUCGUACAUUUUGUUGGAGAUGGAUAGAAUUUUGAGGCCAGAAGGGACGGUGAUAUUCAGGGAUACUGUAGAGGUUCUUGUGAAGAUACAAGGCAUAGCGGAUGGAAUGAGAUGGAAGAGCCAGAUCAUGGAUCAUGAGAGUGGGCCGUUCAACCCCGAGAAAAUUCUUGUUGCUGUCAAAAGCUACUGGACUGGUGAGGCUGCGCUGAAACAACUCUGAUGCCCCUUGUAUUCACUGGGGUGGGCGGAGGGAGUGGAAUUCCCCGCGGCAGACAGCCUCCACUCCCACCCUUUCCCCUUACAACUUUCCUUCUACGCGCAUUUUGGUUUGAGUUUU
Messenger RNA from Macadamia integrifolia, 2499 nucleotides. RefSeq names its product probable methyltransferase PMT18. NCBI's taxonomy places the organism in Eukaryota, Viridiplantae, Streptophyta, Magnoliopsida, Proteales, Proteaceae. Bases 457 to 2382 code for a protein of 641 amino acids. The record is from RefSeq and is a predicted model, not a curated record. Gene Ontology annotation, cellular component: cytoplasm; endosome; trans-Golgi network. Gene Ontology annotation, molecular function: methyltransferase activity. The transcript is spliced from 6 exons.